CACGAAGUAUUAUGUCUAUCAUAUUGCCUUUCCUAAAUGUCCCCGAGGAACUCCUUAGCACUGGGUCAUCUCAAGGGAUGACCUAUGGCAUUGACAAGGAUAUUGUUGUGAAAGUUCCAUUCCAGUAUGAAGUUUCCCCAGGCAUACCCUUAUCUCAUUGCUGGGACCUUUCUAUCAAAAGCUUCAUUGCCAUGGAAAAGGAGAUGGCGGUCUAUGAUGCACUGCAAGUCCAACCUCACCGCAACUUUGUCAAAAGACUUGAACCUAGCAGCGUCAAUUGUUUAUUCCUCGAAAGACUCGAUCUCUUGGAGAAAGUUUGGUGAGUUGCAAGGCCUAUGGAUCGAAACCGAUGGGUUUUAGAGUUGCUUGAUGCUGUUAGCUGGCUAGAAAAUAUCGGCUUUAUCAAUGGAGAUCUUGCGGUACGAAAUCUUGGUGUUGACAAGGCUGGCACAUUGAAGGUCUUUGACUUUGGCUCAAGUUCAUUCUCUGAUACAGAGAAUGAUGUGAUAGCGGAUCACUUUGAUUUGGCAACAUGUCUGCAUUUCAUUCUUUCAGGCAUAGAUCCUUUUGCUGGUUUCCAGUCGCAUUCAGAAGCUAUCCGGACAAGACAUGCAUUAAAGGCUGGCCAAUGGACUAUUGCAGAAGGUGCUGAGGUUAUUGGGGAUAUUAUCCAGGACGGGUGGACUGGGAGGACUGGAGCCAAACAUUUCAAAGGCAUACUCAACGAUGUUGCUAGGAGACUGGGCACUACGAAACUGUCUCCAGACUCCUUGUCUGAGAGCACAGAUUAUUACAGCCUUCAGCUGCGCUGUCAAGAUUGGCUGCGUGACAAUCCGAGGAACCCACUCUGGAAGAAUCUCGAUGAGUAUCUUGUGGCGUGCAAAGAUGCAGGACAUGAGAGAGACUUAGAUGACUUACGGUAACUAGCAAGUCAGGUCUGUUGAUGUUAUCACAACAACCUCAAUCUAGAUAAUAGAAUAGUGGAUUUAGCGAGCAAGGAAGAGGAGCAGAGGCUAUAUCGCAACGAAGAAGGCCGAUUUGAGGUUUAUAUGCUUUUGUUUGUUGAAAUAUGCUCCUGCUGGGGACGCUUUCCUGACUCUGGAACACGAUGCCUCGUCCUUCCUUAUGCUUUCUGGCCACGGCCAAGUCGCA
Molecule: messenger RNA, 1152 nt
Organism: Fusarium odoratissimum NRRL 54006
Lineage: Eukaryota; Fungi; Ascomycota; Sordariomycetes; Hypocreales; Nectriaceae
Exons: 1
Coding region: 336-923 (195 amino acids)
Source: RefSeq, a predicted model, not a curated record